GCACUUGGCGGCGGCUGCUGAUGCGCAACGUCAAGCGGAAGAGGCGGCCGUGGAGGCGGAAGAAGCUGCCGCAGAGGCUGAGGAGCAGAGGGCGAAAGCUUUGAAGGAAUCAUCGGAAGCCUAUGCAGCAGCAAAAGGCGACGCGGCCGCUCGUCUUUCCCAAGCUCAGAGCCAACGCCGGGACACGGAGAAGCAAGUCGCUGAAAACAUUGCGAAUCUCCGUGCUGAGCACUCGCGGAAGGUCCUUGUUGCUACCCGGGCAUCGGAGGAAGCUGCGCAGAACGCGAAGAAGCAUGUGGAAGCCUUGAAGGCAAAGUUCCAUGCCAAUCACACUGAGAUGAAUGCGAAGGUCAAGAAUGCCGAGUGCACCGUGCAUCGAGCAGAGACUGACCUUGAGGAGACCAAGAAAUGGUCGUCAGAAAUCCGCGCCAAGAUGCGCGGUCUUGUAGAGGAGUCACAGCGACAGCUGCAGGAGCAGGAGCUUAGUAGCUGUGAGCAGCUGGAGGCAGAGCAAGCUGCAGCAAAGGAGAGGCUGGAGGCAGCCCAGGUUCUGUGCGAGGAGACCCAAGCCCUGGCUGAGGCGGCAGAGCAGGACAGCCGUGCCCGCCGCGAGGUGGCGCGCGAAGCCUCUGACCGCGCCGCAGGCUCAGCAGAGCGGCGCCGCACUGAGGCUGUGGCUGCGGUGGCAGAGCAGGAGAUUGCCGCCGCAGCAGAGACAGAAGCCAUGGAAGUGGAGGCAGAAGAGAACUUUGAGGCUCUUAGCGUCAAGGUGCGCCGUGCAUGGGCCUCUUGCAAGCAGCAGCAGCUGGAGGCACAUCGGCAGAUGACGGCGGCACAGGAAGCCGCACACCAGGAGGUGAUCCAAAUGACGUCCCGCCUGGAAGAAGUGCGCAAGCUGGCAGAGGCAGCUGAUGUUGAGGCCAAGGAGGCUGCGAAGCGCGAGGCAGAAGCGAGCCAACAGCUGCAGGCUGAGGAGUUCCGAGUCCUGGCAGCGAGGGCCGAGCUCUCAGCUGCAGAGCGUAGCCUGGACUGCUCGGUGGCUCAGUGUGAAGAGCUGGCUGCCGCAGCCGAGCUGGACGCCCAGGAAAAGCUGGAGGCCUUUCAGGAGGUGUGCGAGGAGCGUGCCAGGGAUGACGAGGAGCAGGCCGAGGCUGUUGAGCAGUUGGCAGAAGCUGAAGAGACACGGGCCCUGGCUGCUGAGGAGGCAGCCGUCUUCGAGGACCUGAGCUUCCAGGGAACCUUGGAGAAGGAACGCAGGCGUAUCCAGGACGAGAUCGAUCGAGCACUUCAGAGGACGGUUGAAGUGGAGACCGCAAUCCAGCAGGCCGUGUCCUACAGUGAGAAGAGCACGCGGGAGCUACUCAAAUACAUGGAGAAGGUGGUCCGAUACGCAGGUGAGCCAGUCGAGUCAGUGACAUCCUCACCCAUAGAACAGGACAACCUAUGCUCCCACUGCCACGCAGAGGCUUCUCCAGAUGCCACCUGCUGCAAGAACUGUGGACACAACCUACAGUCGGCGCCUGCCAUCUCCGAUGUGGGCAGCCCCAUGCAUGGCAAGCUGAGGCGGCCGCAGAGGCACCUCAAGGGCAGCCCUAUGCAGCAUAUGAGGAACAUGGGCCCGCCCAAGACCAAGAAGUCCUUGAAGUGGUGA
Molecule: messenger RNA, 1651 nt
Organism: Symbiodinium pilosum
Lineage: Eukaryota; Dinophyceae; Suessiales; Symbiodiniaceae
Source: the annotation of a GenBank genome assembly